Molecule: messenger RNA, 1218 nt
Organism: Dufourea novaeangliae
Lineage: Eukaryota; Metazoa; Arthropoda; Insecta; Hymenoptera; Halictidae
Product: proline-rich protein 4-like
Exons: 2
Source: RefSeq, a predicted model, not a curated record
AUGAAGGAUUUAAACAUUGGUGGUAAUGAAGAAGAAGAAUUAUCUUCAAGUUCUGCGAAAUGUUCCCUAACAGAAAAACUGAAUUUUUAUUCCGACCGUUUCCAGAUCCCCACGUUAUUCCUGGGCCUGUUGGCCGCAGGACACUGCGAUGAGAAGACCGCAAAGCCGGUCGAGGCUAAAGAGUCCACGGUCGAGAAGAAGCAGGACAAACGUGGUCUCAGUGGCCUCGAGGGAAGCUACAAUGGCGGUGACAUCGGUGGCGGUGACGGCGGUGGACACGAAUUGUCCCUAUCCGGCGGCGGUGGUGAUUACUCGUCCGGUUACGGUGGCGGUGAAUACGCCUCUGGUUACGGCGGCGGUGGCUACGGUGGCGGUGGCGGCGGUGGCUACGACGAGGGCGGCAAAGUCAAAGAGAUCACGAUAGUGAAGAGCGUCAAGGUGCCGUAUCCAGUCGAGAAGAAAGUCCAUUACCCAGUGGAGAAAGAGGUACCCUAUCCGGUAAAAGUUCCCGUGCCGCAGCCGUACCCAGUCGAAAAGAAGAUCCCAGUACCCGUGAAAGUACUCGUCAAGAUACCCGUGCACAUACCGCAACCGUACCCAGUGGAGAAGAAGAUCCCGUACCCGGUACAAAUACCGGUAGAGAGACCGGUACCGUACAAAGUUUACAUCCCGCAACCGUACCCGGUCGAGAAGAAGGUCCCGUAUCCCGUGAAGGUACCCGUCCCUCAACCGUACCCGGUGGAGAAGCCAGUACCAUAUCCAGUGAAGGUCAUCGAGCACGUACCCCAACCGUUCCCAGUCGAUAAACCGGCACCGUACCCGGUGCACGUGACCGUCGAUCGACCGUACCCGGUCCACAUAUCAAAACCGUACCCGGUUCCGGUCGAGAAACCUGUACCAGUGCCGGUCGAGAAGGUUGUACCGUAUCCAGUGAAGGUCCACGUCGAUCGACCGGUAGGUGUACCCGUGGAGAAGCCAGUACCGGUCGAAGUCAAGGUACCGGUACCCGCUCCGUACCCGGUGGAAAAACACGUACCCUAUCCGGUCGAGAAGCCUGUACCGUACGCGGUUAAGAUACCCGUUGAACGACCCGUUGCGGUGUCGGUCGCGAAACCGGUACCGGUGGAGGUAGCGAAACCGGUGCCGUACCCGGUCAAAGUACCCGUAGCUGUACACCAUCAUGACGGUGGAUACGGCGGUGGCGGUGGAUAUGGCGGU